Pelobates fuscus (common spadefoot toad) is the source of this 4390-nucleotide messenger RNA. It is a transcript of the gene SLC24A3, whose product is annotated as solute carrier family 24 member 3. Gene Ontology annotation, molecular function: calcium, potassium:sodium antiporter activity; calcium channel activity. Gene Ontology annotation, biological process: calcium ion transmembrane transport; intracellular calcium ion homeostasis. Bases 461 to 2518 code for a protein of 685 amino acids. The transcript has 17 exons. The record is from RefSeq and is a predicted model, not a curated record. NCBI's taxonomy places the organism in Eukaryota, Metazoa, Chordata, Amphibia, Anura, Pelobatidae. Gene Ontology annotation, cellular component: plasma membrane.
AGUGUGACUUGUCUUCUUUUGUAGUGUGAGUGUGUGCCUGCAUCCGCGCGCGUGUGUGUUUGUGUGUGUGUGCUUGCUGUGUGUGCCUCUAUGUAGCCCACUGUCUCUGGAGAGCUUUGAUCAGACAGCUGCACUGUGAAUUAAUCCAGAGCGAAGGCUGUGCUGUACAGGAUCAGCAAAGCACACAGUCCUGGCUCCAUUGAGGCUUCCCUCUGCCUGCAUCAUGCUGCCCUCCUUCUACAAGACCCCAAACUCUGGGCUGUGAUCUGACUGACCCUCAUCGAACAUGGAUUAACAGAGAACAGCACCCACAGGGCAGCACUCACUCGAGGAGAUCACCCACCCCCCCUACGAUAAGAGGAGUUUGGAGACCAGAGAAAACACUGGGCUGCCCUGAAUUGCUUGCUACAUUGUUACUGCAAAGUGUGCUCUACAGAUCUUCUCGCACUGUGAGUGGGAGAUGGUGUUGGUGCUUGGGAUGGAUGUGGCCACGAGUAUAGGGAGCCUGCAGCAUGGACCUGCUCAGGGGAAGCAGAGGCUGCUUACUGCCCAGAGAGGGAUGUUAAAGACAAGGCACCAGAGAGCCAACAAGACACGCAGGAAAAGGAAGGAGCUGCUGCUGGGACAGAUGUGUUUUAUGGGCUGCCUCUGGCUGGUUGGUUCAUCUUUCUCUUACUGGGUUGGCAAUUCGGGUUAUGGGAACAUCAACCACUUAGCAGAUGAACAAAUCAGAGCCGUUGAGGCCAGUAAAUGGAAUGGACGGGGGUUACUAUGGGCGGACCAAGAAAAUAUUACUGAGGUGGAGACUGAAAAACCUCAUCGUAAGAACUGCACCGAGCCAGCUCUCCAUGAAUUUCCUAGUGACAUCUUCUCGAAUGAGGACAGGAAGCAUGGAGCCAUCGCUCUACAUGUUCUAUUCGCAAUGUAUAUGUUCUAUGCUCUUGCUAUUGUAUGUGAUGACUUCUUUGUUCCGUCCUUGGAAAAGAUUUCAGAGAGGCUGCAACUCAGUGAAGAUGUUGCUGGUGCAACAUUCAUGGCUGCUGGAAGUUCCGCCCCGGAAUUGUUUACAUCUGUCAUAGGGGUAUUCAUCACGAAAGGUGACGUGGGAGUAGGAACCAUUGUGGGAUCUGCCGUAUUCAAUAUUCUAUGUAUAAUUGGAGUCUGCGGGCUGUUUGCAGGACAGGUGGUUGUUUUGUCAUCCUGGUGCUUGCUAAGGGAUGCUUCAUACUACACACUGUCAGUUCUUGCCCUGAUUGUGUUUAUUUAUGAUGAAAAGGUUGCCUGGUGGGAGUCCGUGAUCUUAGUACUGAUGUAUGCCGUUUACAUUCUUAUAAUGAAGUAUAAUUCCAACAUCCAUCAGUGUUUUGAAAAGAGAAAAAAAAAUGGACCAAACCUAGCGAAUGGGCUCGCAAGUAAUGCAGACAUUGAUGACAAUGUCAACUGCGAUGCAACGGUGGUGUUACUUAAGAAAGGAAACUUCCAUCGCAAAACAUCAGUGAUUAUGGUGGAUGAGCUACUGUCUGCAUACCCUCAUCAGCUGUCCUUCUCUGAAGCAGGACUCAGGAUCAUGAUUACCAGCCACUUUCCUCCCAAAACCCGUCUCUCCAUGGCCAGUCGUAUGUUAAUAAAUGAGAGGCAGAGACUAAUAAAUAGUAGGGCGUAUGCCAAUGGUGAGUCAGAAGUGUCCAUCAAAAUUCCUAUAAAACAUGCAGUAGAGAAUGGGACGGGCCCUGGGAACUUGGCCGAGAGAAAUGGAAACGGGACCAGGAGGGAUGAAGAUGUUGCUGAGGCUGGAAAUGAAACAGAGAAUGAGAAUGAAGAUAAUGAAAAUAAUGAGAAUGAUGAAGAAGAAGAGGAAGAAGAUGAUGAUAAUGAUGGGCCCUUUACUCCAUUCGAACUUCCUACCGGGAAGGCCAACAAGCUAAAAUGGGUAGCAACAUGGCCUUUGAGUUUCCUCAUGUAUUUCACUGUGCCCAACUGUGCCAAACCUCGCUGGGAGAAGUGGUUCAUGGUCACAUUUGUAGCCUCCUCAAUCUGGAUAGCAGCUUUUUCAUACGUCAUGGUUUGGAUGGUCACUAUAAUUGGAUUUACGUUGGGAAUACCAGAUGUAAUUAUGGGUAUAACUUUCCUGGCUGCUGGGACCAGUGUGCCUGACUGUAUGGCAAGUUUGAUAGUUGCAAGACAAGGAAUGGGAGAUAUGGCCGUGUCAAAUUCCAUCGGCAGCAAUGUGUUUGACAUCCUUAUUGGACUUGGUCUUCCGUGGGCAUUACAAACACUGGCAGUGGAUUAUGGUUCCUAUAUCCAUCUAAAUAGCAGAGGGCUCAUAUAUUCUGUUGCUUUACUACUGGCUUCCUUAUUUGUUACGGUGUGUGGAGUCCACUUAAACAAGUGGAAGCUUGACAAGAAGUUGGGGAUCACAUGCCUUUUCUUGUAUAGCAUCUUCCUGUGUCUGUCUAUCCUGACAGAAUUCAAUGUUUUCACCUUUGUGAACUUGCCCAUGUGCAGGGGAGGAAUCUGAUCUUUACAGCAGAUGCGUUAAGGAGCUCACCCUUCUUUUUUGUGCAAUAUAAAUACACGGCUCUCAUCAUGACACAAUGAUGCGCCCAGAGGUCGUGAAAAACAAUAUCCUGGUCAUUCUUCAUGAGAACAUUUUAAUACCCCAUACCUUUUUCUUUUCUUCAAUAUUACUGUUUUGGGAGAUAAAUGCCUAGAUAGUUUUUUUUUUUGUCUCUUCACUUUUAUGAGAUUCCUACACUUUGCUUAAUAUGUGUCCUUUUAAACAGUGACCAGGGUACAGGGUUAAAAGGCUGCUAACUGGCCAAGAGCCAGCUCAAUGUCUGGUACAAUUCCUUCUUUUUAAGUUAUUUGGUGGAAGACUAAUCUAAUUUAUGACUUGAGAUUGUUUGAACAUUACAGAAGAAUGGAAAUGCUUAUUUACCAGGGAUCAAUUACGAGGAAUUUCAUGAGAUCGGAAGCUAAAACUCUUUCCCUAGUUCGUAUAAAAACAAUUCUUUUAAUUACUUUGUUGAAGAAGAAUUCCAGUACGAACAAUCCACAAACGAUGGCGAUCAUGUGAGCUUUCCAAUGUAACCUGUUGAUAUUUAUGGUGAUACUUUUAGAGAGACAAAGUACGGAACUUUUUGUAUCAUGAACAAACUUCUCUUCAUGAAAAAUAUGAGAUAAAAAAAUGUAGAUUUUCUGAGGCAGUGUUAAACUGUUCUCGAUAUUUUUAAGGCAACUAAUGACAGGGUCAAACGAGAUGACAUUGGUUAUUGCGUGGAGGAGAUAUUAUGAUUAUUAUUACAGUGCAAGAGGGUUGUACAGCACAUUUCCCACGAUGCACAGCAGCAGCCCUAAAGCGCAGAUGCAGUUUGGUAAAGAACCCACAGGUUUGAACGUGACAUUGAAAAUUCCUUUGUAUCUGGUUUGGCUUUAUCAGAAUUAGCCUGGUACAGUAUUUUUGUAUACAGAGUUUCAUAGCAUGCUCUGGCCGCUAUGUAAACUCAAAAAAAGUCAUAUGAUUUAUUAAUACAGUUACGGACACUGGUUUCUUAAAAGCAAAAUUUGCACAGAUGCUUUUCAAUGACAUUACAACACACCACUUUUUUGAGUGUACACUGGACCUGACCAUAUCGUAUUUAUAGUAUAAACAGAUCUACGCACCCCGGAUACAUAUAUAAAAAGAACCGGCAGUGUUUUAUGUGUCCUAUCAACUGAUCCCAGGAGAAAGUUUUUAGCAGCUUAGGCUUAAAUAGCUAACCUUUAAUUUAUUAUGCACGCUCACGAAGGAAAUGAUUUUGGUAAACAAGCAGUGUUAGUUUCUGCGAGUCAUGAAAGCUACCGUUAAUUCAGGGAUUUAGAGAUUGACAUACGCACUGCAAUGCUUAUUUUUGUACACAUAUAAUAUUAUAUACAGCUGUUACAUUGAGGUGCACUGUCCUAGAUAAAUAUUAUUACAGCUAAAACAGAUAUAUAGUUUAUUGAAAAAUUGUGCGGUUUUAAAAAUGGAAGCAGCUUUCUAAAUGAAAUAAAAUUCUACCAGUAUCCACGUCAAUCCUUCCUAUAAUUGAAACUGAAUGUGGUUUUGUACAUAGCAACAUUUGGCAUUGCAUUUUGGGAGUUCACUACCUCCCACCUAUAACAAAGGGGGUAAUAUACAAUAUGAAACUCCUGGACACAUACUGUAUUAAUCUUAUUAUGUUUGACCACCCGAACGACCUGUACAUUGAUUUAUCAAAAACACAGUUCUGGGUCUACAAAGAUUUUACUCACACGGUACUUGGAAUAGAAUGUAUUGAUGAAUAAUCUUAAUCAUUUAGUGUAUUUGCACGGUACAUGGGUUAUUUGGAUAUCAUAUACUGUUUAAGGAUGUCAAAAGGAGAAAUGUUUA